Molecule: messenger RNA, 2754 nt
Organism: Sciurus carolinensis (gray squirrel)
Lineage: Eukaryota; Metazoa; Chordata; Mammalia; Rodentia; Sciuridae
Product: heat shock 70 kDa protein 1
Exons: 1
Coding region: 178-2103 (641 amino acids)
Biological process (GO): protein refolding; regulation of mitotic spindle assembly; cellular response to unfolded protein
Cellular component (GO): blood microparticle; cytoplasm; vesicle
Molecular function (GO): ATP hydrolysis activity; misfolded protein binding; ATP binding
Source: RefSeq, a predicted model, not a curated record
GGUGAGGAACGACGAGCCCCAGCAGCGGCUGGCAUAGCGAACCUUCUGUGAUCCCGGAGCACGCACCCGAGCGGUGGGCUUCCGACUCUCAUUCAGGACCGAGCUUUUCCUCGCGUGUCGCGUCCCCUCACCGCAGCCAGAACCUCAGCGCGGAUCCCAGAGAGCCAAGGCACCGACAUGGCCAAAGCCACGGCGAUCGGCAUCGACCUGGGCACCACCUACUCCUGCGUGGGGGUGUUCCAGCACGGCAAGGUGGAGAUCAUCGCCAACGACCAGGGCAACCGCACCACCCCCAGCUACGUGGCCUUCACCGACACCGAGCGGCUCAUCGGCGAUGCGGCCAAGAACCAGGUGGCGCUGAACCCGCAGAACACGGUGUUCGACGCGAAGCGGCUGAUCGGCCGCAAGUUCGGCGACCCGGUGGUGCAGUCGGACAUGAAGCACUGGCCCUUCCAGGUGAUCAACGACGGAGACAAGCCCAAGGUGCAGGUGAGCUACAAGGGGGAGACCAAAGCGUUCUACCCGGAGGAGAUCUCGUCCAUGGUGCUGACCAAGAUGAAGGAGAUCGCCGAAGCGUACCUGGGCUACCCGGUGACCAACGCGGUGAUCACCGUGCCGGCCUACUUCAACGACUCGCAGCGCCAGGCCACCAAGGACGCGGGCGUGAUCGCCGGGCUCAACGUGCUGAGGAUCAUCAACGAGCCCACGGCGGCCGCCAUCGCCUACGGCCUGGACCGGACCGGCAAGGGGGAGCGCAACGUGCUCAUCUUUGACCUGGGCGGGGGCACCUUCGACGUGUCGAUCCUGACGAUCGACGACGGCAUCUUCGAGGUGAAGGCCACGGCGGGCGACACGCACCUGGGCGGGGAGGACUUCGACAACCGGCUGGUGAACCACUUCGUGGAGGAGUUCAAGAGGAAACACAAGAAGGACAUCAGCCAGAACAAGCGAGCGGUGAGGCGGCUGCGCACCGCCUGCGAGAGAGCCAAGAGGACCCUGUCGUCCAGCACGCAGGCCAGCCUGGAGAUCGACUCCCUGUUUGAGGGCAUCGACUUCUACACGUCCAUCACCAGGGCGAGGUUCGAGGAGCUCUGCUCCGACCUGUUCCGCGGCACCCUGGAGCCGGUGGAGAAGGCCCUGCGUGACGCCAAACUGGACAAGGCGCAGAUCCACGACCUGGUGCUGGUGGGCGGCUCCACCCGCAUCCCCAAGGUGCAGAAGCUGCUGCAGGACUUCUUCAAUGGGCGCGACCUCAACAAGAGCAUCAACCCCGACGAGGCGGUGGCCUACGGGGCGGCGGUGCAGGCCGCCAUCCUGAUGGGAGACAAGUCAGAGAACGUGCAGGACCUGCUGCUGCUGGACGUGGCGCCCCUGUCGCUGGGGCUGGAGACGGCCGGGGGCGUGAUGACCGCCCUGAUCAAGCGCAACUCCACCAUCCCCACCAAGCAGACGCAGAUCUUCACCACGUACUCGGACAACCAGCCCGGGGUGCUGAUCCAGGUGUACGAGGGCGAGCGGGCCAUGACGCGUGACAACAACCUGCUGGGGCGCUUCGAGCUGAGCGGCAUCCCCCCUGCCCCCAGGGGCGUGCCCCAGAUCGAGGUGACCUUUGACAUCGACGCCAACGGCAUCCUGAACGUCACGGCCACCGACAAGAGCACCGGCAAGGCCAACAAGAUCACCAUCACCAACGACAAGGGCCGCCUGAGCAAGGAGGAGAUCGAGCGCAUGGUGCAGGAGGCGGAGAAGUACAAAGCCGAAGACGAGGUGCAGCGCGAGAGGGUGUCUGCCAAGAACGCCCUGGAGUCCUACGCCUUCAACAUGAAGAGCGCCGUGGAGGAUGAGGGACUCAAGGGCAAGAUCAGCGAGGCGGACAAGAAGAAGGUGCUGGACAAGUGCCAGGAGGUCCUUUCCUGGCUGGACGCCAACACCCUGGCGGAGAAGGACGAGUUUGAGCACAAGAGGAAGGAGCUGGAGCAGGUGUGUAACCCUAUCAUCAGUGGACUGUACCAGGGUGCGGGUGGCCCCGGGGCCGGGGGCUUUGGAGCUCAGGCUCCCAGAGGGGGCUCUGGGUCGGGCCCCACCAUCGAGGAGGUGGAUUAGCGCGGCCUUUCCUUCCUCCCUCCAUCUUUUUCCUCGGGACGCACUGUUGGGACUCCAGGGCCUUGCUGUUAGCCCUGUUACCUAACUUCGGUUUUCUACUGCUGAGUUCAUUGUAUCUUGAUGGUAACUAGCUGAAUGUUUUCGUUAUAUUUUUGUGGCAUAACUCGUGUGUUCUUUAGGUUUAAUGUAAGUUAGUACUGUAAGAAUGUUCUUUUUCCUUGUUCUUUAACAUAAGUAAGCACUGCCAUCCUGUGCCUGAUUUUUUUGGGUUUGCAAGAAGAGAAAGGUUUUUGUUCUUAACGAUGAAAAAUUUAAAAAUCGCCAAUAGACUGUGCCAAGUUUUGAGUGCCCCUGAGAUUGUCCUUGGGCCUCUGUCCCUCAAGGAAUUUCUUUCUCUGGCUCCUCCAUUCAGGAGGAGUUUUAGAGACCCUUCUCUGUAUAGGCCAUGUUUGUAUUGAUUGGAUCAAGAUUUUGUCAUCUUGGGUUUGCAAACUUCAAAUAAAUAUAUUUUGUUGAGCUUGCUGUUUCUCCAUGCCUUAAAUGUGGAGAUGAAUUUAUCCUGUCACUCUUUGUCCAUUUUCUUUUUUUAUGUACUCAUCUUGAACUCAAGCCAAUUUUUAUUGGUCACGUAAAAAUAAAUAAUUUUUUUGA